This is a messenger RNA of Camellia sinensis, 1455 nucleotides long. RefSeq names its product homolog of X-ray repair cross complementing 2 (XRCC2) (gene XRCC2). Gene Ontology annotation, molecular function: DNA binding; ATP binding; ATP-dependent DNA damage sensor activity. The record is from RefSeq and is a predicted model, not a curated record. Gene Ontology annotation, biological process: double-strand break repair via homologous recombination. Gene Ontology annotation, cellular component: replication fork; Rad51B-Rad51C-Rad51D-XRCC2 complex. NCBI's taxonomy places the organism in Eukaryota, Viridiplantae, Streptophyta, Magnoliopsida, Ericales, Theaceae.
GAAAAUGGUUUAGUCUAGGUCCCUUUAUAAAUAUGACCAGUAUGAACAGUGUCUAACAGUGGUAGGAGGGUAUGGAAGAGGAAGUGGAGGAAGUAUGGAUAGAAGGAGAGGAAAGCGCAAAAGCAAUGCUGGAGAGGGUUUUGAGGGAGCGGCCAUUGUUGCUUCUCCUUCCUCCUCUUCACAGAGUCCCUCUCCGCUUUGGCAACGUUGUUGAGCUCCUCGGCCCGUCCCCUUCUGCCAAAACCCACAUUUUAAUUCAGGCUGCUGUCAGCUGCAUUCUUCCUAAGGAGUGGAACGGUGUGACCUAUGGAGGCUUGGAGCAUUUAGUAAUGUUCAUUGACUUGGAUUGUCGCUUUGACGUUUUACGCCUUUCACAAUCUCUUAGGCAUCGAAUAAUGGAAGCUAAUGGAUCAAGGGUUGGUGCUAUGUGGGAGCAAAAGGAUGCUGAUUUUUUUAAUAACUCAAAGGAGGGUCCCUGUAUUGAAUACGACAAAGAAUUGUUUGAUGCAUGCAUGAGACGAUUCUUAUAUGUUCGUUGUUAUGAUAGUUCAGAAUUUCUUGCAACUCUUAAGACAUUGCAUUAUCAGCUUCGAAAGGAAAGAGAAAAACAUGGAGUUGAUGUUCAUUUCCUUAUGAUUGAUAGCAUUGGGGCUUUUUACUGGAUUGAUCGUGCUUCAACAUCUUUAGCGGUAAUGGGCAACAACAGGCUCUUGGCAAUCACUGUACAUUGCAGCAUUCAAAAGAUGGUAAAACAAAAGAAAAGCCACUCCCUUCAAACUGUGUCAGAAACUGUAGUUCUGGAGAUCAGAAAACUUUUGCAGGUGUAUCCCAUGCUUGUUUUAGCUACAAAAGCAGCAAGUUUAGGGGAUAAAUAUUCAACAAGUGAAGCAAAAAGGAAUUCAAGAAAAUGGUGUUCAGCAAAUGCUUCAGAUAGUGGUCCUCAAAAUCUUUUAUGUCGUGAAUAUAUGCCUUCAAUCUGGCAGUCUUUUGUCACGCAUCGAGUACUUGUACGACCUUCAGGUUUGGCAGCAGGCAACUGUGGCUUACGUCAUGCUCCCAAUUAUGACAGCAGCAAGCAUCAAAAUUACCCAAUAUAUUGGUCAGAGUGGUUGUUGCCAUCACUAAGUAUAUUGGACAAAUUUAUAGUUACAGAUGUUGGUGUCUUCACUAUACCUUGAAAUGCUUCUGUGUUAAAAAUGUAGUUGUCUUGCUUAUCUCCUUAUUUCACGAUCUCUCUCUUUUUAUUUCAGGUCAAAGUUGUUAUUUGAAUAUAUAAGUUGGUCCUUUUUUUAGUCUCCUUGAAUUUUGUAAAGCUGUCAUCUUUGGCUGCUGCUAAAGACAUUCCUCCAAAAUUUUCUUCUACGCUUAGGCCUCGUUUGGGAACAGGCUUUUUUAGUAACUUUUUGAUUUUUUAACUAAAAUGUGAUAUAAAAAAAACUAGUAUGUUUGGGAUGA